GCGCGCGCGCGCGCGGCGGACCACAAACCCAGCCCCGAGAGGUGGAGGGAGCGAGAGAUCCGCGGGCCCGGCAGUGCGGAGAAAAGCGCGGAGGGAUCCGUGGGAGCCGCAGUGCGGCGGCGCGCGGGCCGGGCGGGGCGGGGCGCGGCGCGCGCGGCGGCCGUUGAGGGACCGUUGGGGCGGGCAGCGGCGGCGGCGGCGGCGGCAGCGGCGGCGGCGGCGCGCGCUGCGGGCAGUGAGUGUGGAGGCGCGGACGCGCGGCGGAGCUCAAGCUGCUGCAGCUGCUGCCGCCGCCGGAGGAACCUUGAUCCCCCACGCUCCGGACACCCCGGGCCUCGCCAUGGCUGACCAGCUGACUGAGGAGCAGAUCGCAGAAUUCAAGGAGGCCUUCUCCCUCUUUGACAAGGAUGGAGAUGGCACCAUCACCACCAAGGAGUUGGGGACAGUGAUGAGAUCCCUGGGACAGAACCCCACUGAAGCCGAGCUGCAGGACAUGAUCAAUGAGGUGGACGCGGAUGGGAACGGGACCAUUGACUUCCCCGAGUUCCUGACCAUGAUGGCCAGAAAGAUGAAGGAUACAGACAGCGAGGAGGAGAUCCGAGAGGCCUUCCGUGUCUUUGACAAGGAUGGCAAUGGCUACAUCAGCGCCGCAGAGCUGCGCCACGUCAUGACGAACCUGGGUGAGAAGCUGACCGAUGAGGAAGUGGAUGAGAUGAUCAGAGAGGCUGACAUCGACGGGGACGGCCAGGUCAAUUACGAAGAGUUUGUACAGAUGAUGACUGCAAAGUGAAGGCCCCCGGGCAGCUGGCGAUGCCCGUUCUCUUGAUCUCUCUCUCCCCGCGCGCGCUCUCUCUUCAACACUCCCCUGCGUAUCCCGGUUCUAGCAAACACCAGUUGAUUGACUGAGAAUCUGAUAAAGCAACAAAAGAUUUGUCCCAAGCUGCAUGAUCGCU
This is a messenger RNA of Kogia breviceps (pygmy sperm whale), 953 nucleotides long. It is a transcript of the gene CALM3, whose product is annotated as calmodulin 3. Gene Ontology annotation, molecular function: calcium ion binding; enzyme regulator activity. The record is from RefSeq and is a predicted model, not a curated record. Lineage: Eukaryota; Metazoa; Chordata; Mammalia; Artiodactyla; Physeteridae.